CAUAUUGCUUACAGGAGCAAAUUCUGGAAAAGCUUGAAGAGUGGAAAGGAUUUAAAAUUGAUUCAAAUUUCCACGACUCGACCUAAGCGAACUACAUAGGAUAAGAUGGAGCCGUCAGCUAGUCCGGCCAAGGAUAACUACAGGAUGAACCGCUACAAGAACAAAGCACUGAACCCAGAGGAGAUGAGGCGCCGGAGAGAGGAAGAGGGCAUCCAACUCAGAAAACAGAAACGAGAACAACAGAUUUUCAAGAGGAGGAACGUGGACAUUCUCAAUGAAGAGGAGGCCAUGUUUGAGAGUCCACUGGUGGACUCCUACCUCGGCUCUCCAGUAACAGAAGGAGUAAUUACCAGAGAAAUGGUUGAGAUGCUUUUCUCAGAGGACCAGGAGCUUCAGCUCGCCACAACACAGAAGUUCAGAAAACUACUUUCCAAAGAGCCAAAUCCACCGAUUGAUGAAGUUAUAAACACACCUGGAGUAGUUGAGAAGUUUGUGGAGUUCCUAAAGAAGAGUGUCAACUGCACAUUACAGUUUGAAGCGGCCUGGGCACUUACCAACAUCGCAUCAGGCACAUCCUUACAGACGAAGACGGUGAUUGAGGCCGGAGCAGUGCCAAUCUUCAUAGAACUACUCAACUCCGAUUUUGAGGACGUCCAAGAACAGGCUGUGUGGGCCUUGGGUAAUAUUGCCGGGGACAGUGCAGUUUGCAGGGACUAUGUGCUGAACUGUAAUAUCCUUCCACCACUGUUAAUGCUUCUGACCAAAUCCACAAGAUUGACAAUGACAAGGAAUGCGGUCUGGGCUCUUUCUAAUCUCUGCAGAGGAAAAAACCCUCCCCCUGCUUUUGAAAAGGUGUCACCCUGUCUGCCAGUACUGUCCAGGCUUUUAUUUAGCAGUGACCCAGACUUGCUGGCAGAUGCCUGCUGGGCACUUUCCUACCUCUCAGAUGGCCCCAAUGAUAAGAUCCAGGCUGUCAUCGACUCCGGCGUCUGCAGGCGUCUUGUAGAACUACUCAUGCACACUGACUAUAAGGUGGCCUCCCCUGCCUUGAGAGCUGUAGGAAACAUUGUCACUGGAGAUGAUAUCCAAACACAGGUGGUGUUGAACUGCUCAGCCCUGCCCUGUCUGCUGCACCUUCUCAGCAGUGCGAAAGAGUCUAUUCGCAAAGAGGCAUGCUGGACCAUCUCGAACAUUACCGCAGGAAACAGAGCGCAGAUACAGACGGUAAUUGAUGCCAACAUCUUCCCAGUGCUGAUCGACAUUCUACAGAAAGCCGAGUUCAGAACCAGGAAAGAGGCGGCAUGGGCCAUCACCAACGCCACGUCUGGAGGAACACCAGAGCAGAUCAGGUACCUGGUGAACCUGGGCUGCAUUAAGCCGCUGUGUGAUCUGCUGACAGUGAUGGACUCUAAGAUCGUUCAGGUGGCUCUCAACGGGCUGGAGAACAUCCUGAGGCUGGGAGAGCAAGAAGCCAAGCAGGAGAACAGCGGCACUGGAGUCAACCCUUACUGCAGCCUCAUUGAAGAAGCCUACGGUCUGGACAAGAUCGAGUUCCUUCAGAGUCACGACAACCAUGAGAUCUACCAGAAGGCCUUCGACCUGAUUGAGCACUAUUUCGGGGUGGAGGACGAGGACAGCAGUCUUGCCCCUCAGGUGGACCAGGCCAACCAGCAGUUCCUUUUCCCCCAGCAGGAGGCCCCCAUGGAGGGCUUUCAGCUAUAGAUAUCCUCUAAAAUACACCUUGUACCCCCUCCAUGCCUCUAUGUCUCAUUGAGGACCCAUAGAUUGAGUUUUGCCUCCAAGCAUCCUUCCCUGAUCUGCCCCUACCCGCCUCCACCUCCACUGUCCCCUUAACCACACACCUGCACACACACCCCUUCCCCUUGGAGGAAAACUAAUACCGUCUCGCUCUCCAGCCUAGAAAUGUCCCCCACUCAUCAAGCAGCGGACCGACUUCUUCUCGCAGGGUAGACUCGCUUGUUACCCGACCAAUUGGGGAAGCACACCACUCAAACUCCAUUACACUUAGAUGAGGAAGCGAUCACCUCAUUGCCUAAAGUGUGAGUCUGCCCUGGCUUAAAGCGCACACGCAGAAAUCUUCCUGCCAUCUGAUAGCUCUUAGAUUAUCUCAUUGGCGGCAACAAUGGCUUCUUGAUUCAUAUCUUUAUAUACAAUAAAAGAAAAAAGAUUCUAUGGGACAUUCCUAUUUUCAGGACGACCCAUGCAUCCUCAUGCAAAGUCUGCAAGCUGGGGGUGCAUGAGGUGAAAUACGCCCAGCUAAUGAUGUCAGUCUGACUUAGUGCAAUUCAAAAAGUACUUGUAACAUUAUCCCUUUUCAGUUUAAUGAUUCAUUCAUUUUACCCCAACCCUUAUUUAUGUGCUCCUUAUUAGUGCUUGUGAUUAUUUUUCCUAAGACUGGCGUCUGCAUAUCUGCAAAUGGGAAAGGAAUCAUAUCUGUAUGGGACAGACCAUUCUUUUUAUGGGAGGUGGGGUUUGUCCACCCCAAAUUGAGGGCUUCCGACUGCCCUGAUUCUGAUGCCCAAGCUAAAAAAUUUGGGGGGGUGGGGGGUUCUCACUCGUUUAUCACCUUUUCUUCAAAUGGGACAAAUUUCUGGGGGUUUUGGUUUGAGGUGGGGGAAAAGACAUUUAAGAAUUUAGACAUAUAUAUUCCUAGGGAGGGUUCUGAAGAAGAUAUUGGAAUUGGAAUCAGGUUAUUUCUUCGGAUGAUAUGUUUGAAAAAAGAAAAUCCAGGUUUCGAGGGUGGUAUAGUUAGAGAUCCGAUGUUCGUUGUGUGGUGUGUUAUUAAUAACAAUACAUUUGAAUUAUGAAGUGAUUUAACUAUUAAUCGAGGCAUAGCUGGGAUGUCAGGGGGACGAGCCAGCGGCAACAACAACAGCAGCAGCAGCAACAAACCAAACUUAUUUUUAUAUUUUAAAAAAUUCAGCGGAUUGCAGGUGUUUGAAGUAGGGUGACCGAGAUGUCGCAGAAAUUUAAGAGGACAUAUUUUUAGUCUUUACUCUCUGACUCUGUUGAAGCCCCAGCGUGAAGUGGCGGCUGCUCGUCGGCUUGGCUCCGUGCUCCCCCUCCCUUCCCAGUCGUAUGUGUUAGGGUUUUUGCAUGGUGUUAUAUUACCCUGCCUACAGUCACUGAGUAUCCCUGGCCAAACACAGACAGUUGGCACAGAGAGAUGGAGAACAGUGAGAACAAACACUGUGAGACAUUGCUGUACACUGCUUAGCGUUCCUCGUCGACGGCGUUUGCAACGAAAAAGUGGGAACUGGUCCACAACUAAUUGGUUUGGUGGUGUUAAUAGUGAUAGUGUAGUGAAGGUGGUGGAGUUUCUCAUAGCGGUAGAGUCGAUAUGUAACCUAUGGCGUUCUAUAUCACCAUAUUUUUGAGGAAUAGGAAUGACAACUGAUAAGAUAAUGAUUUUGCAUGGGUCCUUUGUGAUAUGUAUACGGUCUUGAUGUAAAUAGCCUGUCCUCUGCCUGGCUAGGAGAGUCUAUGCCGCUUCUUUGUCCCAUCGUGGGUGUAACAACAAGCAAAGUUUGGCUGGGGAUAUAUCUCAGAUCAGUGACGAGCCUAACUGCAACAAAAAAACAAUUCAAGUAUAUCUAUAUAUUUGAAUUUUGAUGUAUUUGCAUUAUAUAUAUACAUAUAUAUUUGCGCACACUUCAUGUACACUUGCAUACAACACCAGCAGACACUGUACACACAUCUCACACAGAUGAGUGGCUAGGAACAAGGGAAAUAGUUUCCAUAAGGAUUUUUUUUUUUUUAUUAUGUUGAAUUUUCUCUAAAGUGUGAGAUCUGCCAUUUGGCUUUUUUUGUUUCAGAGCACACAGCAUUUUCUUUAUGUGUAAAAAUAUGUUUCCGUUGGUUUCCGUUUAAAUUUAAAUUGAGAUUGUUUUCAGUCUUAGUCGAGACAACGAAGAGACACACGCUGUGAAGCCUCAUGGAAACUCUUGAGUUGUUUCUAGCCACAUGACUAAUGAUGGUUUAUAUCAGUCCUGUAAACUCUGACCUGAGAUCAGCGAGGCCCUUUUGACAGAAGCCGAUCUCGGGUCAGAGUUUUAGGCUUUGUGGAUGGAGCAGAACUGUGAUUGUGUGAUGUUUGACUGACAGGCACUGUGUGAGGAAGAGGUAGAUUAACUCUUUGACUAUGUCCCCAUCAGAGUCUGGGAGCCUCUGUUCUGUGGAUCACAGGAGACAUUUUAUCAUGGAGCAAUCUACACACUUACUAAAUGAUCUCUUCUGUUCAAAGGAUGUUCCACUUCCGUGGUAGAGCCUCUUUUUUAGGAUUCACUGUCUUAUCUUUUCACCUUAGGGGUUGGUUUCGGUAUUACAUUUUCACAAUUUCCAAUGUCAAUGCAGAAUAUCAUAGUGUCAUAGUGCUGCUGUUACCCACAGUGGUUCAUUGACAGACCACAGAUCAUACAUUUGAGUGUCCGUUGUUGCUUUGUGACUGAAGAUGUGGUCCACAGAACAUUUGAGCUCCCAGCAGACAGAAGAGGUCAAAUGUAAAAUUGAGCAUCAAGAACAUACCUCUACAUGAAGGAUAUGUGGAGCAUCAUUGAUAACGGAAGUCUUCCAUUUAAUGGACAAUUUUGUGCUCCUCUUACGAAUAACGCCAGAAUCGAGAUGUUUAACAAAAAUCAGUGCAUCAAUCAGGAAAAAUAUUAUAUAUUUCUGAAAAAUGAAAAUGCACUCCUAUUCACAAAAGUGCCAACCUGACCAACAAAGACUGGAGGUUCUUAUGUAUCUGUCUUUGACUUAAAGAUUUAUUUUCCUUUAUAUCUUUUAUUUACUUGAAUGUGCACACGUUUUGUGCAAAACAUUGCUGCUCUAUUUUUCCUUAUCUUUAAAGUUACAUUAUUAGCCAUUGUUUCUUUGGAAAGGUGGCAUUCUUUACUGUGGGCACCUAAAAAACAAAAAAAGGAAUAAAGGAAGUGUAAAUGUCAAGGCGAGGGGGGGCGAGGACUUGAGAAACUGCAUAACACUGGUCUUUCCCGGACUUGUCCGUUGGUGUGAUGGUUCCCAUGCUUAACGUCUUUAAAAGAUUUUCACUGUGCAACGCGACGCUGCAAAUGUUUGUCGAAUUGAAUCAUUAAUUUCCUGUGGUGGAAUCAGUGGAGAACAAUGUUAAGCUUAUCUUUAGGUGGCAGCCUGCAGCCAGUCCCUCUUUGUGUUCAAAGUCUGCCAUGACAGAAAUAUUGUAGAACUUCAAUUUGGCCCAUGAUACAAAUUAUGAAAAACGAAAGUGACUAUCACAGCAGACGAAUGCAGGUACUGCCCUUAUUGUCAAACUUAGUUUACACAAGUCUUGUCCCCCUGAAGGCUGGUUUAAAUUAUUGACUCGCUGUUUUUGUUUUCAGUAGUUGAUGUGAUUGGCUUGUGUUGACCCAGUCAGUAUGACUGAGAGAUUGCUCCAGGCCAUUAAAAAAUUGCUUCUUUUAAUUAGAAGUCCCACUUUUCUCGCUUUUCUUUUUCUCUCAAGUUCAAGUACUGUUUAGGGAGCCAGACAAUUCUGCAACAAAUAAUCCAGACGACUGCAACAAUUAUUGUCUGCGAAUCCGGCGCCCCAGAGGCAAAGAUCCACCUACAAAUUGCUCACACAGGUGACACUCCUUCCAUUGGGUGGAGCUAAAAGAGGCGACUACUUGACAUUUUUCUAAGAUAAAAUCUGGGAUUCAGAAAUUGUGCAGUGAUUUACAUUAAAAAGUAUUAUAAGUUAAACUAUAUGUAUGUUCUGAUACAUUGACAGGGAUUCAGAUGCAAUUCUAAUCACUUCUGAGAAGUGGAGGGAAAAAAAGUCUCAUUAGAACAUUUCACAGGAGAGAAAAAAAAUAGGAAGUGAGGAUACAAGCCUUUCUGCGUUACUUGAUCUUUUUCUUGAUCAGGAUAUUCUGGGCUAUAUUUUUGAAUAACUGUUUAGAGUAAAAGUUUUGUUCUUGUCGGGCUGCAUGAUCAGGAACCUUGUCUAUGGGGGAUUGAACAGACAUCACUAAAUAUCUCAAACCUGACUUGUCUUCCGUCCUAGAAGGUGUUCAUGUCUACAUUAAAAUCUAAAGCCAUGCUUGGCUUGUUCAAGUAAUGUCUACGCUACAAAUGUUUACAAUGCUGCAUGUUUGUUAAAAAAAAAAAGAAGAAAAAAAUACUUUUCAUAUGCCAUCACUGACCAGUCCUGGUGUAGCCUCGGCUCUGGUCCUAUCAUUUCUUUUACAUGUAUUUAUUUUCUCUUUUCUUGUUUAUGAUUUUUCAUUUUGCUCAAAAUUACCCAUCUUAUACUGUGACUUGACUUGACUUUACCGACGGUAUGAAUGAGUGACGAGAAACUAACACACUUCAGCUUAACAUGACACACAAACAUGAACAUGGAAAAAAGAAUACAUACAGGAAACGGAAACAAUAUUAAAAAAAAUGUAAAGAAAAUAUAUUGAAUUUAAAAUUGUUCAGUGGAAAUACUGUGCAAAACAAAUAAAGUUAUGUUUCAACCCUUUAA
Limanda limanda (common dab) is the source of this 6502-nucleotide messenger RNA. It is a transcript of the gene kpna6, whose product is annotated as karyopherin alpha 6 (importin alpha 7). NCBI's taxonomy places the organism in Eukaryota, Metazoa, Chordata, Actinopteri, Pleuronectiformes, Pleuronectidae. Gene Ontology annotation, cellular component: nucleoplasm; nucleus; cytoplasm. Bases 106 to 1722 code for a protein of 538 amino acids. Gene Ontology annotation, molecular function: protein binding; nuclear import signal receptor activity. The record is from RefSeq and is a predicted model, not a curated record. Gene Ontology annotation, biological process: NLS-bearing protein import into nucleus. The transcript has 14 exons.